CCCUUUCAAAAAACUGUCUUUCAUUCAAAUGAACUUGAAAUGGUAUUUUCAUUAAGAGCCCGUUUGGUAGCACCAAAAUCGGCUGUUUUGGCUGAUUCUGCUGAAAUUUAUGAUAUUGUGGCUGGAGUGGCUGUUUUGGCUGAUUCUGCUGAUUUAAGAAAAAAAUAUUUUAAAAAUAUAUUUUAUUAAUAAAUUAAAGAAAAAAUUAUAUGUAAAAAUAGUUAAAAUGAUCCUCUACAGUAACUUCAGCCAAUACAGCCAGAAAAGUAACUCCAACCUUACUUUUUCGGCUUAUUACACAAUUCAGCGCGCGAAAGUAAAAGUUACGUGUUUGGUAAAAAAGCUGGCUGAUAAGCCUGAUAAGCCGAAAACAGAGUUCUCCAAACGGGCUCUAAUAGUAUAAACGACAUGGUCAAUAAAGUUGAGCAGUAUAUUCUAGGGCCUAGGCUAUAGGUCAUUGGAGGAGAAGGCACGGAACCCCCUAAAAAAGCUCGUGUUUUGUCAUUCAUCCCAUUGAUCUACGGUGAGUGAUUAGUUACACGUUCAUGAUUUUGUUUGUUCUAUUAUAAAAAUUUACCUUUCAGUUUCAUGUAGACCCCAAUGAUCUUUGGGUUUUCAUCAUUCUUGAACACCCAAUAAUUACAGUACUUGAAAGUUGAUUUCCUUUUUUUGAAUUUGUUUUUGGAAUCACAGAAUCUGCAGUUGUGGCUACUGCUAGGCGGCUGCUGUUCUUGCAACCUGGAGAUAGCAAUAUAGCAGACUGGGCUGUGGCGUCUUCCUCUGCCUCUCAUUCCUCUGCCGCCGCAGCUUUUGGGGACCUUUCUUUGGGUUUUAAUGCCGCUCAAGAUUCUGUCAGCGCCGCCGUCGACGGUGGCAGCGCGGCAGCCGCCCAUGAUGGGCAGUGGAGCUCCUCUGCCGCUAGGCAGAUGCAGAUCAACAAUGGGUUGUCGCCGGAUAUGGGUAUGUUUGUGGUGGCGCCGGCAGCCACUUUCCUCCACCACCACAGCGGGUUCAACGGUGGUCAACCCCAACAUUAUCACAGCCAGAGCCCCUCCGGUUUCAUCGGCUUCGACGGCGGAUCCACCCCUGCUCUCGGCGUCGGGGUGGGUGUGAUCCCUUUGGCCGCCGAUGACUUGUUUGUGAACACCUGCAACAGAGGACGCGGAAAUGGAGGUGGAUUUCAGUUGUGGCAGAACCAACACGCCGCCGCAGCUGCGGCGGCUGAUGCGGCGGAGGGAUAUAACUCUCCAAGGGCUAGUGUUACAGAUAACGAUUAUACCAAGAAGGCGAACGAAGCAGGAGUUGAGCUGGAGCAGACCCACGGAAGCACUUGCGUUGACCGUCAAGAAUUUCCUCCGGUCCACGGCGGCGGAAAUGGGAUUGAGUGUGUCGGAUUUUCAUCAUCUGCGGCGGCGGCCACUUGCCAAGACUGCGGAAACCAGGCCAAAAAGGACUGCAUCCACCAGAGGUGCAGGACUUGCUGCAAGAAUCGAGGGCUGCCCUGUUCCACCCACGUGAAGAGCACGUGGGUUCCCGCCGCUCGCCGCCGCGAGCGCCACCUCUAUUCCAACUCCGCCGUGACGGCAUCUUGCUCGCAGUCUGCUUCUUCCGGCGCGAAGAAACCCAGGCUUGUCCUCGGUAACCAAUCCCAAACAUCGCACACUUCAACGUCGAACAACACGGCGGCGACUGCCACCACGGGAGACAGCGGCGGCGGUUCUAUGCCGAAGCAGGUGACAGCUCCGGCGGAGUUCCGGUGCGUUAGGGUGAGUCCCUUGGACGGCGGAGAGGACGACGAAUACGCUUUCCAGGCGGUGGUGAGAAUCGGCGGCCACGUAUUCAAAGGGUUCCUCUACGACCAGGGGCUGGAUCCAGGCGAGAGCUCCGGGAAAGCUGUAAACCGCUCCGAACAAUUCAACACCGCCACGUCGCCACCCAUAGUUGCAGCUUCAUCUGAAUCGCAUGAUAUUUAUGGGGGCGGCGCUGCCACCUCAGCGGAGGUCGGAAUGUUGGGAAUUGGAGGUUCUAACUUCGGUCUUGGAAACCUGUUUCAAUAGGCUGAAUUUUGGUCUUUUUUUUUUCUUAUUUUGUGUGGAUUUUAGCAGUCGUUCUGUUACUGAUUAAAAUCGCUCUUCAAUGCCAUUAAUUUUGACUUUUGACCUAUAAGAUUAUUCGAUAGAGCAUUUUAAGAUGGAUCCAUCUCUGCAUCGUUUUAGAGCAAGGUGGGGGUGCGUGGCUCUUCACAAUUGGCCAAUCGAAAAUCUAAAUUUCAUGGAGAUUUUGGUGUCACUCUUUCAUCGAUCUCAAGGUGGUCCUCGGUGCUAUCUGGUCUGAUGUAGAAGAGAAUCAGAAACACUAUUUAUGGUAAUGACUUUUGGUCAGUCAUGCGAUUUGUUAAACUUGCUUCCCUUGCAAAGGACUCCAUUAAGAAUUUAAGAUGUCUACUUCAACGUUUUGUUUUAAUAAAAAUUUG
Messenger RNA from Cuscuta epithymum, 2473 nucleotides. The record is from the annotation of a GenBank genome assembly. NCBI's taxonomy places the organism in Eukaryota, Viridiplantae, Streptophyta, Magnoliopsida, Solanales, Convolvulaceae.